AUGUCAUCAGAGACUCCAUCGACUCUCCUCACUUACCAAGACUCGCUCUCCCUCUCAUCUUGCCUAACCAGAUACAAAGUGACAAUCCAAGACCCCCAAAGUCGAUCUUCCGCCUUAACCCGCAUCAGCCAACAUUCAGAUCGUCAAUCCAACAAGCAUUUCCUACGCUCAACAAGGGACAAAAAUGGAAACCUGAUUCGUUACCUGUGGCUUACUGACGCAUCUAACGUAGAACCUCUCGAACUUGUGGAAGUGGACGGUCCGAAACCUGAAAAUAAACCGAUGAUUAGGAACAGUAGAAAUCAAGUUGAUUUACAUAUCCCAUUCGAUUUCAGAGAGAAAUUUGAUGGGAUUGAGAUGAGCGGAUUUACCAAUUCCAUUGAAUCAUCCAAUGUGGUAAACGACUGGAAGGAAAAAUCCGAAUUCGAACUGAUUAUGACGGAUGGUGGUGAACUGCACAAGGGAAAUUCAUUCGUUCUAGCUGAUAUGAUCGAUGAGGUGGUCGUUCCUCAAUUAACACUUGAUUUCUACAUGGGCGAAAGUAAAGUCAAGACUUUAGGUGGGUUAGUAGGUAGUUUGAGAGGGAAAACUAUCAUUUAUGGAAAAGAAAUUCAACAACAAGAUGAAUCGACGGAUGAUCUUGCUAGUACGAUCAUCAUCUAG
This is a messenger RNA of Kwoniella mangroviensis CBS 8507, 663 nucleotides long. RefSeq lists its product as uncharacterized. The record is from RefSeq and is a predicted model, not a curated record. The transcript has a single exon. Bases 1 to 663 code for a protein of 220 amino acids. Lineage: Eukaryota; Fungi; Basidiomycota; Tremellomycetes; Tremellales; Cryptococcaceae.